This is a messenger RNA of Danaus chrysippus (African queen), 4851 nucleotides long. NCBI's taxonomy places the organism in Eukaryota, Metazoa, Arthropoda, Insecta, Lepidoptera, Nymphalidae. The record is from the annotation of a GenBank genome assembly.
AUGGAUAUGACUUACCAGAAAAAGCCCAAAGAGAUAUCCGUCCAAGCACCGGAAUUAACUAAAUGGUGGAAUUUAAAGGGUGAAAAAGCCAAAGAGUUCUGUCAUCAGCUGACAAAUCUUCAAUAUGACGAACAUGAGGACGUAGAUUCUAUCUGGGAGCAUUUACAAAAAUCCAUCCUCAAGGUUGCAAAUAAUACUCUUGGUCGAACAAAAGGGAAUAAAAAGUUCAGCAAGGAAACGUGGUGGUGGACGAAAGAAGUGCAAGAAGCUAUACGUAAAAAGAAAUGUGCCUUUAAGACCUGGCAGUCCACUCAAACCAUACAAGAUAGAGAGGAAUAUAAUAAAGUAAAGAAAGAAACCAAGAGAAUUAUUGCAAUCGAAAAGGCUCAUUCGCAGUGCCAACUCUACCAAACGCUGGAAAGAAGAGAAGGGCAAAAACAAAUAUACAAGCUCGCAAAAAGACGGUAUCUUAAUUCAAACGACUCGAAUCGAUGUAGGACCAUUAAUAACGCUUCAGGGGAACUCCAAUAUAGGGAUAAGGAUAUUAUUGCAACGUGGCAUGACUACUACAAAAACCUACUUAACAGUAGUAGAAUUAACCUACAGCUACCCUGUUUAAAACCAAACGCUGGUCUAUUUCUCCCUAUACACUCCAAUGAGGUCAAAAAGGCGCUUUCAAAAAUGUCCAACAAGAAAGCUGUUGGUCCAGAUGAUGAAAAUGACUUCUACUACACUCCAGAUAGAAGUUUUGCUCAAGUGCAACCACCUAUAUUUUCAAAUAGUCGACCCACGACCUAUUAUGAUAAUAGAGACAGUUUUAGAGUUGGACAAACGGUACAACCGACACCUUACAAUGAUGGACGCGUAAGAUUUCCAAGUCCUAACUAUAAUCAAAAUCCUUCUCCAUUUCAACUACCAACCGGCCGAAGCCAAUCUGGUUCGCAAUAUUACAUCAAUCAAGCCGACGUGUCUACUUCACAGCGUCAGAGGUUUAGACCAGCAUUACCAUACAACUUUCAAUUAGUUCAUCAACAUCCUGCUUCAACUAAAAGGCCAGACUUGUCACAAAUUCAUUCAGUUGCAUAUCAGAAUGACCCUUCAAAGCCUGAAACGUUUUUAGGUCAAAUUACAAUAAAUAAUCCUGAUAUAGAUUAUCUACAAAAUAACAGAUUCAAAAAUAUACCAUUUGAUGGUAAUAGUCUCAAAAGUAACGGCCAAAGUGGCCAUAUUCCACAUGAUGACGAGAUGGAUAACGACGAUCAUGACAUUUUCGACAAUCAUAAAGUCACUACUUAUAACCCAACUAAGAUCGAAAGUCGACAGAAAAUAAAUGUUAAACCAAAUACUCUGAGGUUUUCACAUUUUGAUAAUUUACCUGGACUAGAAGUAAAGAAAACUGUUCAAAAUAUACCAUUAAAUGAAAAUGGACAAAACAAUAAUUUUAAGCCACUUAAAAAUAUUCCAAAUUUGUAUCAAGGAACUUCUACAGAAUAUAAAUCUCUUUUGGACAUUGAACCACUUCUCGAAGAUGACAUAAGUGAUAUUAGUUCAUUUAGGCAAUUAAUGAAGAACAAUGAAGGUUCCUUUGAUGUUCAAGUUAUAAAAUCAAAUAAAAGCAAAGAUUCUUACGACAGCAAACCUGAUGCCAGUUCAAUGAAUGCUCAAAAUUUAGCUGACAAUUCUGCGGUUAAGGCAGUACCUAUUGAAUCUAGUACUAUUUCAUCUAAAACACAAGCAGCUACUAAUUUAAACGUUACCAAAGUACAUGAUCAUGAUACUAACGAUGAAGAUAUGAAUGAAGAGGAAGAAGAAGUAGGGGAAGAGUAUGUUGAAUAUUAUGAUGAUGAAGAAAGUGAUGUUAAACAUACCACAUCUAAACCUGUUACUAGUACAAAAUCCGAGCCUAUUACUGAUAUAUAUGAUGAGUACGAUUCAUCUGAAGAAUCAGAAAUACCAAAGGAAGAAGUUAAAGUAAAUAAUACAAAUACUUUUGAAGUUCUUGUAAUGAAACCUAAUAAGACUUUGGUUAAAGAUGACAACUUUAAACAAUUCGUAGACACUACUGUAAUUGACCAGACAAAUUCAGCUUCCGACAAUGACACAACUGCGCCCAGUUUAAAGUUUACAUUUUCUAAGGAAGAUGUUUCAUCAAUUGAAACGCCAUCAAUUUUAGGCCAAGAAGUAGUUUCAGUUGUGACUACUAAAAGCGUUGUGAAUGGUACUAUUUCAAUUCCCGAUGUGACAUAUCCACCUACGCCCAAAAGUAAAACUGUUACUCCAGCACUUAAUAUUGAAAACAAUGACACUUCUUCAGUGACCACAGAGAGUUGGAUUGUUGUAGCGUCAGUACAAACUAGCAGAAGUGUGUCAGGAGCACGAUUUUUACCUUUCCCGGCUGUAGAACAAGAAGAAAAGAAACAGGUGUUAGCCGAGGACGAGGAGUCUGUCACCGAAAAUCCAAAGAAAGAUUUAAGUAGCGUUGUUAAUAGUCCUUCUUCGACAGAAAAUAUAAAUGAUAAAUUAGAUAGUAUACAAUCAGAAUUGUCGAGUGCUGUUUUAUCAGGAAAUCUUAAAAAUGACAACAAAAAUAUAGAAUUAAUUACUGAAACUACCCCAGAACCUAUCAAAAGUACAACGGUAGCCCAAAAAAUAAAUGUUUUUACUUUAAAAAGUACUCAACCUUAUGCUAUAACAGAGAGAUCUUUUCCAGAGCCUUUACCUGUCCAGAUUAAAAAAUUUGUGCCUCGUGUAACUACCACCACUACACCUAAACCAAAGAAAAAGUUAGUAACCAUCAUGGAUGAUUUAUCUGGUUUACUUCCAUCAGGGUAUAAAUCAAGGCAAUCGUAUAAAGAUAAACGUACUAGUACAACUUCAACAACGACGACGACGACGUCUACUACAACAACCACAACGUCGUCGCCUUCAACAGCUUCUACCGAAAAUUUAAUUAUAAAUGGCACUCAAGGACGUUCAUCUGGCAUCAGUUCCAAAAACAAAGUCAUAAUAUUAGAUGAUAAGUCUUUACUUCCCAAGGAAUACAAACCUAAGCCACGAGUUCCAGAGAUUUCGUUUAACAAAAAUCAAGAUGAUAUAAGUAAAUUUUUACCGCCAGGGUAUAAACUGGAAUCAGAUUUAGAUAAUAAUGAAGACACUAUGAACACAUCUAAAUUAGACACCUUUAAAAAUGUUCAUGAAGUUGACAUUUCAUCAUUUUUACCAAAAGGAUAUAAGUUGAAUAGUACUACAAGUACUACCACAACCGAAAAACCUAAACCGUUAUCAAAUAUACAAGUACAUACUGCAGAUAUAAAUGCUUUUCUUCCACCAGGCUAUAACAUUAAUAGUACUGAAACAGAUAAUGAUGAGAGUCCCUUGACUAAGGUUAAAAUACUAGAUGUCAAAAACUUUUUGCCGCCUGAUUUUAAACCCAAUAACUUAGAAGAAAACGAGACGACAAGUACAACUGUUUCCCCUGGGAAAUUUAAAUUGGUAUUCCCAUCUAGACCAAGUGGGAAAACAGCAAGAAAAAACAUAACACAAAAAGUUAUUAUGGGUCCUCCUCCCGUUACACCAAAGAUAAGGAAAGGAUGGCCGACUAGAGCCUCUACUGAAUUUACGGGAUGGCCUUCACCUUCCACGACUCCAUUUUCAAUUGAAAAACUUCUCGAAUUACAACGAAAUGCGACUUCUACUACUCCGCUUCUUGAAGUAAGUACUGAAACUACGACUCGUCGAAUCAUUUCCACAACCACUACAACAACAGUCCCUCCACAACCAACUACACCUGGAAUAUGUAGACAUGAAUGUGACAUUGCAGGAACAAUAAAAAUAGUUUCAGGUGUCAAAUGGAUACCAGAAUUUUUAGAUCAACAUACAAAAGAGUGGCAAAAAUUGGCAAAGGAAAUCAAACACGAGCUUAAUUCUGUGUACUCUAAAUCUGAUUUACUAAGUAAAUGGUACAAGGGUAUCCGAAUAGACGGUUUUAGUCAAGGUUCCGUACUUGUAGACUACUUCAUAGAAUUGAAUAAUGUCGAAGAAAAAGUUGAUACAUACCAACUUAAAAGACUUUUCCAUAAAUCUCUCAAUGAAGCUAAAGCUGGUUCAGUUGUUGAGGAAGAGGAAAUAGAAAAUACGUUUGAUCCUGAUGCAAUGGUCGGAGAUCAACCCGAAGAAGACAGAAUGAAAAAAAGUGAUGAAAAGAUGACUAAGACAAUUGAUAAAUCUGCGGGCAAAUUAGAAAUGGGAAAAUUCGUCAUGGAUCCGGCUUACACGGAAUUCAUUGUGUUACCGAAACGAGAGGAGCCUGUAUUAGUUGAGACAGAAGAGGAGUCGCUUCUCCCGCAAUGGGGUAUUGCUGUCAUAGUAAUUGCUCUAGCGUCCUUGUUAUUCGUCGUUAUAUUUGGUGUUACUGUGCUUGUUAAUCGCCAGAAGAGUACAAAAACAAAACAACCAAUUCCGCUUAGCGAAGACAUGCUGCGAGAGCUCGAUAAAAGUCACAUGGGUGGCUUUGAUGACAUGCAUCAGUUAAAAGAACGUGAUUUACCAUAUUUACCCUCUGGCAAGCGUAUGUCUUCAGCCUUUAUAGAACAGUUGGCUUAUCAGAAUCCUGGUGAUUCUUGGAGAUCUGAAUGGACACCUCAAGCACAGAAAUACAUGCAACAUUACGCUCCUGACUCGGGUCGAGGCUCCCAGAUAUAUGGCACUACAGGAAAUGGAUAUGGAGGCGGCGGAUCACAGUUGUAUGGACAAUCUGGUGUUGGUGCUGGUUCGCAAGUGUAUGGCUACACUGGGGAAUUUCCACGCUCCCACUAUUCUCGGCGACGUUCUGACUACGAUAGCAACUUCUAG